Molecule: messenger RNA, 1897 nt
Organism: Drosophila suzukii
Lineage: Eukaryota; Metazoa; Arthropoda; Insecta; Diptera; Drosophilidae
Source: RefSeq, a predicted model, not a curated record
UCGGCCGUGCGGCAAACACGCAGCUCGCUUUUCAGCCAAUUCAACCAGCUCCAGAAUCAGCUUACAGCUUUCCACCAGCCUUUCAACAUCGCGUCAUCAAUCGCAUCGUGCGACAGGACCCUCGAACAGUUUUCCCAGCAACGCGCGCACUUUUCCCGCUUCGGACCUCCGGUUUAUGGUCUUCUGUACUCCGCCUUAUCGCUUUACUUUGCAUAUUUGUAUUUGCUUAACCAUUCCGUUUCGGUGUCAAAACGAUAUAUAAUAAAUCCCGGCGAUAAGAAGCUGCCUGCCGAACGGAGAGCUUAACGCAGAAUUGUUCAACACAAAAGUGAAUUACAAAUCAAUUGAGAAAGCCCUCGGCUGCGAGACAUAGAGCCGGCAUCGACUCCAUUCCGAAAGUGAGCCACUAAGGGAGCAAACAGUCCCCGCAUGAGUAACAGCGCCAUGGUGGCCGUGGCCAUCUGCUGCAUCCUCGUCCUGCUGGCCGUCUUCAUCGUGAUCAUCAUAGUCGUUGGCCAGACCAUCGAGGAGCCCAAAUGAGACAUGCUCCAGCUGGGACCUGGCAACUUCCCAGAUGGAUAACAGAGGCCCCCCCCAAAUUGUUAGUUUGCUGGGGCCGCCAGCAAAACAUCGUUGCCACCUCAUCAGCAUCUGCAAAAUCAUCAGAACCAGAAUCAAAAUCAGCAUCAUUUCCAACGGCAGAAAAUUAGCAGAGGAAACAGAGGGUUCAGGAGUGGAGGAAAUGCGUCCCAUCGUCAGUAUCCAUUGGCUGUGAUGUGAAAUUUUUAGAAUUUGUGAAGCAAAAAUCAAUCGAGAAAUCAACCCAACACAAAAGGAGCUACUCUACAUCUUUUGAACAUUCCGCAUCCUGUGGAACACACAUCUUCAUUUAGCAUUUCUCUGUGUGCGUGUGUUAAGUGUUGUUAAUAUAAAUGUAUAUAUUAUAUAGACACACAAUCUAUGAAUACAACAAAUAUAUAGAUAUCUAGACAGACUUACGUACUUAUAUAUGGAUAUAUAUGUGUAACCCAACCGUCGUAACGUUGCGUUCUUUUUUAUAAAAGUGUUGUUAACAAACCGAUUUUUAUUGAUGUUUUAUUGAUGUUGAAUACAACGUAUAUACAUGCAUACACACACGAAAGUGGAAUAAGUUUACAUUAAAAGUCCAGCGAUGUCAAAAUUGAAGAGCGGAAAUCCCUAGAAAAAAUCAAGGAAGCGGAAGUAGAAGGAUCAGGACAAUAGGGAUUGUAACUGGAGAGCUCAAUUGUUUAUUAUACCGUAAGAUCAUAUCAAGUGGGAAUGAUGCCAGCAAUUGCACUUGUUAAUUGCACAGCGAAUGGGAUUCAGCCGGAACUGGUGGAUAGAUAUACCUAAUUAUAAACGGGAGAUAUGAAUUAUAUAGCGGAGAUAUGCAUUUUAUAUAUCAAACAAAACAACUUUUGGAUAAGUUUUACGUGUACGUGUACCUAGAAGUAGCCAAAUCUCGUUUAUACAACAUAAGCUGUUAUCAACUAUGGAACUUACUCACUUAAAAUCAAUUGGAAAAUUAUACUUGAAAGCCCCAUAAAACCCAAUUAAAUCAAUUCAACGCAAAACGUACGUGCGCUGUAAACGAUAUUAAAAAAAAUCCUUCCACUCCAUUCAACUCAAUUCAAUUUUAAUCAAUGCAAAUGCCAGACUCUGCAAACACAAUAUUCAACAAAUGAUCAACGCGCUGCGCAUAAAUUAAUAUAUUAAUUAAAUAUAAACAUCAACAACAAUGGCCAGUGUCAGAAAAAUGGGAGAAAGAGUGUGAUCAGACAUUCGUGUCGCGGAUCGGUGGACCCCAGAAUGGCAGCUUUUCGGCCCCGCUGCUGCACAACCAUCGCAAUCACUCGCGCCAAUGCCUCUACACCUU